This is a messenger RNA of Meloidogyne enterolobii, 1176 nucleotides long. NCBI's taxonomy places the organism in Eukaryota, Metazoa, Nematoda, Chromadorea, Rhabditida, Meloidogynidae. The record is from the annotation of a GenBank genome assembly.
UUUUAUAGAAAUUUUAAUAUGGCAGAAUCCCAAGUAUUUAGAAGACCUGCAUUGCCACUACCUCCUAGAGGUUAUUAUUUAAUUAAUAUUUUUUAAAUUUAAUUUAAAGAUGUUAAACGUCCUCGACUCGAUGAAGGAGCGCUUGUACCCGUUGAAGGAACACGAAAUGAAGAAAAUGGUCAACAACGCCCUUCAUCACUUCAAAGUCCCAUAAUGCUUCUAACUGGACAUGAGGGGGAAAUUUUUGGGGCGAGAUUUAGUCAUGAUGGAAAUAUAUUGGCUUCGGUUGGAUUUGAUAUGAAAAUAUUUUUGUGGAGCGCUCGAGGAGAGUGUGAGAAUUUCUCAACAAUUACUGGACAUAAAGGAGCAAUUAUGGAUGUGCAUUUUAAUACAGAUACAAGGCAAUUUUUUUUAAUUUUUAAAAUUAUUUUGUGUCUUUUGUGGCAAUCCCGGAGAAUUGGGGUCCUUGCGGAAAUUAAAAAUAAAAAAAAUUAUCUGUAUACUUGUUCAACAGACAAAACUGUUCGUGUUUGGGAUAUGGAAACGGGUGUUUGUGUUAGACGAUUUCGCUCACAUUCGGAUUUUGUUAAUGGUUGUCAUCCAGCUAGAAGAGGGCCUGAUAUUGUUCACGAUUUACGAAAAAGAAAACCGGCAAUUAUUUUUGAAAAUAUAAAUAAAUAUCAAGUCACAACUGUUACUUUUAAUGAUACAGCUGAAUUGGUUUUGAGUGGUGGAAUCGAUAAUGCUUUGAGGGUUUGGGAUAUACGUAAAAAUUCCCUUCUCCAUUCAAUGCAUGGACAUUCUGACACAGUUACAGGACUUUGUUUAAGUCCAGAUGGAAGUUUUGUUUUAUCUAAUGCUAUGGAUUGUACAGCACGCAUUUGGGAUAUUCGUCCUUAUUCAACUUCACAAAGAUGUGUAAAAACAUUGAGUGGACAUCAACAUAAUUUUGAGAAGAAUUUAUUACGAUGUGCUUGGUCUCCCGAUUCCCAUAGAGUUUCUUGUGGUUCAAGUGAUCGUUUUGUUUAUGUUUGGGAUGUUGGUUCUAGAAAUAUUGCUUAUAAACUUCCUGGACAUCAAGGAUCUGUUAAUGCUGUUGAUUUUCACCCAACAGAACCAAUAAUUCUUUCUGCUGGAAGUGAUAAAAGGAUAUUUUUGGGGGAAUUGACACGUUAA